AUGGCUUCUCCCCAGAGAGACCAUCCAUCUUCCCCGCAUGCCCGAAUGUCGGCGCCUGGCCUCUUCAAAGAUGGCCUCUGGUGCUGUAACUGCCCAGAUCGACCCCUAGCUAAACAGUUCCAAGUCAAGAAACAGAGCGCAAACCAAGGGAGGUUCUUCUGGACUUGCGAUCAACCUCAGCAUCUCAAGUGCAAGUUCUUCCUUUGGGCUAGUGACGCCGAGAUUCGUGAACAAGCAACCGUUCUUUCCAACUCCCGAUCCGAAGUCGAUCCUCUAACUUUGACACCUUCCAAACCAAGAACACCAGGUCGCUUUAGCAAUGGUCUCAUGACCCCUCAGACCGAGCGCCACUUCGUUGACAACCCUCAACGUAGCUUCAUCUCCCCACCAAAAACGGCAAAAGCCAAAAUGAUUUCGGAGGCCUCCGAUGAAUUUGGAUGGAACGACAACUCCGAUAACAACGAAGAACUUACGAAUGUGCUAUCAUCAAGCCAGGCUACGGAGCCUUUCAUAACACAGCCAAGUUUCCACCCCGAAUUUCCAUCGAAGGUGGCCCGCACAAACUUAUUUACCUCCCCAGGGGAGAGGAAAUCCUCCGAAGCCACAAAUAUGAGCCCUUCUCGGACUCAAUCUGCUCUCGCCACGCCUUUCUCAUCCCGAUCAUCUCGCACUGAACAGUUCCCUCCAUCGUCAGUGGAAAUAUGCAUGACACCUACACCAAGCAAAUAUAGCGAUAUCCUUUACGCAGACUCGAAAUAUGACAUGACAGAUCUGUCGAAGAGUUUACUUGAUGUUCUGGACAAGCAUAGUGUCGUGCUACCAAGUCAUGCGCAGAAGGAGAUGGUCUCGCUGCUCAAUCAGCACGAUCUUAGGACCAAAGGUAUCAGCAAAGGACGAGACAUGUCGCGCCUGUUGCUCAAGAAACGUGAUGACGAAAUCGUCAGGUUGAAGGAGCGUAUUUCGAAUUUGGAAGCUCAGAAAGAGCUGGAUCGGAGUCUUAUUGAGGGCAUGAAACACCCUUGA
Messenger RNA from Penicillium antarcticum, 1023 nucleotides. RefSeq lists its product as uncharacterized. The coding region runs from base 1 to 1023 and encodes 340 amino acids. The transcript has 2 exons. Lineage: Eukaryota; Fungi; Ascomycota; Eurotiomycetes; Eurotiales; Aspergillaceae. Gene Ontology annotation, molecular function: zinc ion binding. The record is from RefSeq and is a predicted model, not a curated record.